Molecule: messenger RNA, 1531 nt
Organism: Syngnathoides biaculeatus (alligator pipefish)
Lineage: Eukaryota; Metazoa; Chordata; Actinopteri; Syngnathiformes; Syngnathidae
Gene: onecut2
Product: one cut homeobox 2
Exons: 2
Coding region: 50-1531 (493 amino acids)
Biological process (GO): regulation of transcription by RNA polymerase II
Cellular component (GO): nucleus
Molecular function (GO): RNA polymerase II cis-regulatory region sequence-specific DNA binding; DNA-binding transcription factor activity, RNA polymerase II-specific
Source: RefSeq, a predicted model, not a curated record
GGACAAGGAGAAAGAUUUCCGCUCGACCUGAUGGACUGACGACAGAUGAAUGAAGACUGCCUACACUAACGCCUAUCGAUGCCUGGCCAAGGACCUGGACGCUUACGCCAUGAAUUCGGACAUGACAAUGGACGGCAUUGGCAGCCUGCAUGGCGGGGUGGCGGUGAGCUCCGUGGCCCCUGACGUGGAGCUGAUGAGCGGCCACAGCCCCCACCACGGCCGCGGCAGCUCUUCGGCAGCGGCUGCCCUGCGGAUACACCAAGAUCUGGCCGCCGCUGCCGCGUCAUCCCGCUCGGCCAUGGUGUCCGGCAUGGCCACCAUACUGGACAGCGGCGGGGGCGGAGGCGGGGACUACCGCUCGGACCUGUCUCAGCUCCCGCUGCACCACGCCAUGAGCGUGCCGUGCGACACGUCCUCUCCCGGGAUGAGCAUGAGCGGCACUUAUACCACCUUAACCCCGCUGCAGCCGCUGCCGCCCAUCUCCACCGUGUCCGACAAGUUCCACCACCACCACCACCAUCACCACCAUCACCAGCGGCUCCCCGGGAACGUCAGCGGAAGUUUCACUCUCAUGCGGGACGAGCGCGGGCUACCGGCAAUGAACAACCUUUACAAUCCCUACCACAAGGACCCCAUGGCCGGGAUGGGUCAGAGUCUAUCCCCGGUGCUGAGUAACGGUCUUGGCUCCCUCCACAAUACCCAGCAAGGUCUCCACAACUACAGCACCGUAACACACGGAAGCCACGACAAAAUGCUCAACUUCGACCCCACCGCCGCCAUGCUCUCCAGAGGGGACCACCACCAGCACCGAGGUCUCGGUGGCCCGUCCGGCGGGAUGAUGCCACAUCUGAACGGAAUGCACCACCCGGGGCAUCCCGUGGCGUCGGCUGGCCACCACCCCCACCUCCAUUCCCCACCCCACGGGCCCGUGUUGGCCUCCACCAGGGAACGACCGCCCUCCUCCUCCUCGGGGACGCAGGGGGGGAACAGUUCGGGGCAGCUGGAGGAGAUCAACACCAAGGAGGUGGCGCAGAGGAUCACAGCCGAGCUGAAGAGGUACAGCAUUCCUCAGGCGAUCUUCGCCCAGAGGGUCCUGUGCCGCUCCCAGGGGACGCUGUCGGACCUGCUGAGGAACCCCAAACCCUGGAGUAAACUCAAGUCUGGCCGGGAGACCUUCAGGCGGAUGUGGAAGUGGCUGCAAGAGCCCGAGUUUCAGAGGAUGUCGGCUCUCAGACUGGCAGCGUGCAAACGGAAGGAGCAGGACACAGCGAAGGAGCGGAACAAUACACCAAAGAAAUCCCGGUUGGUCUUCACUGACCUGCAGCGGCGAACGCUGCUGGCCAUCUUCAAAGAAAAUAAGCGGCCUUCCAAAGAGAUGCAGCUCACCAUCUCGCAGCAGCUCGGGCUCGAACUUACCACCGUCAGCAACUUCUUCAUGAACGCCCGCCGCCGGAGCCUGGACAAAUGGACAGACGACGGAGCCAGUCCCGGCGCCCAAUCUUCAGCGUCCAGCACUUGUACCAAAGCGUGA